Molecule: messenger RNA, 638 nt
Organism: Parasteatoda tepidariorum (common house spider)
Lineage: Eukaryota; Metazoa; Arthropoda; Arachnida; Araneae; Theridiidae
Gene: Blos1
Product: biogenesis of lysosome-related organelles complex 1 subunit 1
Biological process (GO): endosomal transport
Cellular component (GO): BLOC-1 complex
Source: RefSeq, a predicted model, not a curated record
UAGAGCUAUAAGCUAACGCAAAGUGCUCGUAGCACUUUUCUUCAAUCUAAAUUUCUAAACAAGUAACUUGUCUGCUUCUGAUAUGUGUAAAAGUUUUAAUUUUGAAUAAUUUCCUUUCGCCUUAGCAAGUUCUUUGAAACACAAGUAUAUAUAUUUAUUAAAACUUCAUAGCAAAGCAUGCUUUCCAGUAUUGUAAAGGAACAUCAAGUUAAGCAGUCUGCCAAGAGAGAAGAACUUGAAAAAAAGCGUAAAGACGCUGUUGUUGCUGCCAGUACACUUACAUCAGCUUUAGUAGAUCAUCUGAAUGUUGGUGUUGCUCAAGCAUACCUUAACCAAAAAAGGUUAGAUUAUGAGUCAAAACAACUUCAUGCUAAUGUGACAAAUUUUGCGAAGCAAACAGCACAGUGGCUGCAACUUGUAGAGAGCUUUAGUCAAGUUCUGAAGGAAAUUGGUGAUGUAGAAAACUGGGCAAAAAGUAUAGAGAAUGAUAUGCGAACUAUUUCAAGUGCUCUAGAAUAUGCAUAUAAAGUGGGACAGGAGGAGUCUUGAAAAUGUAUGAAUGUUAUGAAAUUUAAUUCAAUUAUUAUUUGUAUUUAUGAUUCAUGUAUGUAACAAAAAUAAAUUCUUUAUUUAAACUA